Molecule: messenger RNA, 489 nt
Organism: Closterium sp. NIES-65
Lineage: Eukaryota; Viridiplantae; Streptophyta; Zygnematophyceae; Desmidiales; Closteriaceae
Source: the annotation of a GenBank genome assembly
AUGGCGUCUGCCGUCAUCCCUUGCUCUGCAUCCACCAUGACGUUCCUCGCUUCGCCGCGCCCUCCCAUUCGCUUUUCACCUUCACCUUCUCCGCAGCUGACGCGAAUCGCCGUGCGCUGCGCGUCCCAGCGCGAGGACGAACCCAUGAGGCGGCGACACGUCAGCCGACGCGAGAUGCUGUUUGUGUCUGCGCUGCCCGUAGCGCUAGCGGCAGCGGGGCCGAUCGGCGCGGCCGUCGCAGCUGACGGCGACAAACCUGCGACCGUGGCGACAGCACCACCGCCCGGUGACAUCCCUUUCGUUCAAGAGCUGCUGGAGAGGUCGCGGGCCAACAAGGCCAAGUACGACGAGGAGCGGCUGAACGACUACUACCGGCGCAACUUCAAGGACUACUUCGACUUUGUUGGGGGCACACUGCAGGUGAAGAGGGAGGACAAGCUGACGGACAACGAGAAGGAGAUUCUCAAGUGGAUUGAGGCCAACAAGUGA